This is a messenger RNA of Tachysurus fulvidraco (yellow catfish), 3747 nucleotides long. RefSeq names its product E3 ubiquitin-protein ligase RNF38-like. The transcript has 11 exons. The record is from RefSeq and is a predicted model, not a curated record. Bases 632 to 2026 code for a protein of 464 amino acids. Lineage: Eukaryota; Metazoa; Chordata; Actinopteri; Siluriformes; Bagridae.
CAGUGAAUUCCCGUAAAGAGACGCAUCAUGCUGUAGAUGUAGAAGAUUACAGUGUGUCUCGCUCCUCCUAAGCUUGCGCCACAAAUGUUAUUUUAGCGUCACACUGAAGCUGAAUUUUAGUCAGCCUUUGUGUGUGUGUCUGCAUCUGUUGUGCAGCAGCCCCUCCCCACACCCAGGGUUUCCUCACACUUGGAGGAAGUGACCUCACUUUGUCCUGAGGCAGCAGAAGGCAGAUAUAUUUCAGGCAGGAAAUGGCUUUAGGUUGAAUGGGUGUAAUUAGGUGAGAGUGUGUGUGUGUGUGAGAGUGUGUGUGUGUUAAUCAGAAUAUAAAAGUCUCUCUCCUCAACGUGAGCUUUAAAAGUCUUUAAAGGAGCAUGUGAUUGCAUUGAAGAAAGUUAAACAUAACAGAACUGAGGCUUGCGCUAAGCUUUGAAGCAAUGUUUCCUUUGGACAUUUUCUGUCGUUUUCUCCUGUUUGUUUCUAAUCUUUGUUCAUUGCCAUCGCGCCCUUCCAUUUUGCAGCCCGCACGCGCCCUCAAAUCAAAAGACCGCAAAUAACUCCUCGCGUCUUCUUCCGCUUUGACACGGAGGACUCCCCCAGUCCGAAGCGUCAGCGCCUCUCACAGCAGUCUAUGCUAGAACUAGCCUCUGCCCCGCCUUCCACACCGUCGCCACCCAUCAGGCCUUGGGAGCUCCCGCCCAGUCGCAGACCGCAUCCCUAUCCUCACUCACACUACCAUACUGAGCGCUGUCACACGCCCGCCAGACAUAGACGCAGCCCACCAGCACGGCGUCAGCGUGCCCGGCGUGAUCGCCUCACUCGGCUUCAUCAUGGCUCACCUGGAGGGCCCCAAGACGAGAACUACCACCACCCUCAUCAUCCUCACACACAUGCGCUUCACUCCUAUGGCCCAGCUGUGCCCCCUCACCCCCCGACAGGCACCGACGAACCACGCGCCUUCCACCCUCCUGCUCUGUCACCACGGUUACUUCAUCCGCAGCAGCAAGGCGCUAUGGUCAUGGACCUUCACGAACAGCUUCCUCAGGGUACAGUCCCCGUAUCAUACACAGUGUCUCCGGUUGCAGCCCACGCCCUCCCGCCUCCUCUCUGUACAGGACAGCAUAUCCCAGCAUGCUCGUCUCAGCAGCAGGUGCCUGCUUGCUCAGUGGUCUUCAGCAGCCAGCAGCACUACCCCGUCUGCCCACCUCCGAUGCUACCUGCGUGUUCAGUGCAGCACUUACCCGUGCCGUACGCGUUUCCCUCACUGCUUUCCAGUGACUCUGCCUUCCUGCUUCACCCACCACACCACCUCUCGCACCAUCACCACCCGCCACACCUGGCCCCGCCCACACACUUCCUGCCCUUCCAGACACAGCAGUCAAGAUCACCACUACAGAGGAUUGAGAACGAGGUGGAGCUCCUCGGAGAACACCUGCCUGUAGGAGGCAGCUUUAACUACGCCCACUCGGGCCACCCAAGCCCCCUUCCUCCAUCUACACAGCUGCAGUUCCUCUCUCACGACCCCCUGCCACAAGAGCUCUUCGGCGUGCCGUAUCCACACUUCAUGCCUCGGCGCAUCGCGGGCCGCCGGUACCGUUCACAGCAAGCCGUGGCUCCACCCCCAUAUCAUCCCAGCCUCCUUCCGUACUUCCUAUCUGUUCUUCCAGUGCAGCCUACAGCGGUGGGGCCUGCAAUCAGCUUAGAGCUGGACGUAGACGACGGCGAAGUUGAGAACUACGAGGCUCUGCUGAACCUCGCCGAGCGUCUCGGGGAAGCCAAACCACGCGGCCUGACAAAAGCUGACAUUGAACAGCUGCCUUCCUACAGAUUCAACCCCAGCAACCAUCAGUCUGAGCAAACCCUGUGUGUGGUAUGCAUGUGUGAUUUCGAGUCCCGACAGUUGCUCCGAGUCCUGCCCUGCAAUCACGAAUUCCACGCCAAAUGUGUCGACAAAUGGCUCAAGGCUAACAGAACUUGCCCUAUCUGCCGAGCCGACGCCUCUGAAGUUCAGAGGGAUUCUGAGUGACCAAUCCUGACACUUCUGCUCCAUCUCUCACACACACUCUGCAUACACACCCUGUCCCACCAGUUUUUGUGGACUUUUCCAUUGUCUCAACACACUGGACUUCCUUCAAGACACACACACACUUUUUUUUUUCCCCAACAGUAAAAGUUCUGUGACUCACUCCUGUUGGUGACACAUUGUUGUUCUUCUGAAAAGCAAGCACAGCUGUCUGAACACACACGCACGCGCACACACACACACACACACACACACACACACACACACACACACACACACACACAGUUAUACUAAUCCCAUCACUGCCAUUUCUCUCAUCUUUAUUUUGUUUAGAUUUUUUUUUAAUCUUCAGAUGGGUACAAGGUGACAGCUCAUUGUGUGUGUGUGUGUGCCCUAACAUUCCAGAUCAUGUCAAUUUAAUUUGUGUGAGGAAACAAAUGUCACGGUGUGUGUGCAUGUCUCUCCACCCUCAGCCUUUUCCUUUACAGAUAAAAAAUAUUGCAUAUAAAUGUAUGUAUGUAUCAAUAUAGAGGGAUGGAAUAACACAAAAAAAGAAGAAAUUGUGUUCUUUUCUUCCAAAAAUGAGGAAUUUUUUUUAUCUAUAUAUUUAGGUGGGUGGGGUUUUGCUCAGUUAUGAUCUAGCAGUCUUAUAGAAUUGGAAUACUGUGAGCUUGAGCACGCGCGUGUGUGUGAGAUGGAACGUGUGUGUGUGUGUGUAUCUUUUGGUUACUUGUGUGUUAUUUAUCCUGUAUGUGUGGUACAGAACACUGGCUUCCCGGUCUCAUGUCUGCUCUCAUCUCUCAUCGGCUGCAAUCGCUCGCGUGUCAGGAGGCGCCCUAAUAGUGGAAUUUUAUUUUUAUAGGCUCUCCUGCCCUAAGAGUCCAUUUUUCUUUCUUUUCCGACGCCCCGACGUUAUCCCGGAAAAGAAGGACGUAGUCUUCCUUCCAUACCCAUCUUUUUGUUAUUAUUAUUAUUAUUAUUUAGUAAAAUAUCCUCUCUGGUCUUGGCAGGUUAUUGAUUCACGUUUCCACGUAGCAUUUCGAGACAGAACCCUUAACUGUGAGCUCGGAGCUUGAGGGGAAGCCGUUUGUCACUCGUUCACGACACAAAGACCUAGUUGAUUGCUAAUAAAAACGCUUGUUUGCAUUAUCUUAAGCAUUAACGACAUUAGAUCUCUUUCAGUUUGUCGUCUCUUCUCAUUUCUAACACGAGUAAACUUUAAACUCCUCGCACAAGUUUGUUUUCUUUUUGUUUUUGUUCACAGUGAGCAAACAUCCCCACCCUCAAGCUCUUUCUAGUUUCCUCGGUUCAUCCUUUCUUGUUAGGUUUGUUAACACGACGCAUGAUGAGAUCGGUACUGCCGCUGGUCUCUGUUGUCUGCGGUAUCUUCAGACGAGCUCAGCAAAAAAUUAAACCUUCAUGUUAAAGCGGAGAGAAAGUGACGUGCACGUUUAUUUGGGUUUCGUACUCAGCACUACAUCGUUCAGCACUUAGGAUCAUUUCCCAAAUGAUGCAGUUCAACUUUAUCACAAGUGUAAAAUCAGAUAGCACAGAGGUGUGUGUGCGCGGGUGUGUGUGUAAGAAUGGCAUGUUAGAAUUUGCUUUAUUUCAUUUUAUUAUAAGAGACAAACUAAACUAAUUUCCUUUCCCCAUCUCUCUCUCUCUCUCUCUCUCUCUCUCUCUCUCUCUCUCUCUCUCUCUCUCUCUCUCUCUCUCUCUCUCUC